AUGUCGGACGCCUCCCGCCCCAGCCGGGCGCCCGCGUUCCCGCGGCUGUGGGACCUGCGCCCCCACGCCCGCUCGCCCCCCCAGGGCCGCGGCUACGGCUGCCCGACCUGCGGCAAGGCCUUCGCCCGCUCCUCGGCGCUGCUCCGCCACGAGGCCGCGCACCGCGGCGAGAAGCCCUUCCGCUGCGCCGAGUGCGGCAAAGGCUUCGCCCAGGCGGCUCAGCUGGAGACCCACGGGCGGUCGCACACCGGCGAGCGCCCCUUCGCCUGCUCACACUGCGCCAAGGCCUUCAUGUCCUCCUCCCACCUGGCGCAGCACCGGCGCACCCACUGGGCCGAGCGCAAGCACGGCUGCCCGCUGUGCGGCAAGACCUUCCUGCGCCCGUGGGACGUGGCCCAGCACCAGCGCUUCCACACGGGCGAGCGGCACUUCCGGUGCGAGCGCUGCGGGCGCGGCUUCUUCCGCUCCUCCGACCUGCUGCGGCACCAGCGGGUGCACACCGGCGAGCGGCCCUUCCGCUGCGAGCGCUGCGGCAAGACCUUCGCCCGCUCCUCCGUGCUGGCCAAGCACGCCCGCACCCACACCGGCGAGCGGCCCUACCGCUGCCCGGCCUGCCCCAAGGCCUACGGCACCGCCUCCCAGCUCACCGAGCACCAGCGGGUACACACCGGCGAGCGGCCCUACCUCUGCUCCGUCUGCGGCAAGACCUUCGCCUACUCCUUCCUGCUGCGCCGUCACCUCAAGAUCCACACCGGGGAGCGGCCCUACCCCUGCCCCGAGUGCCCCAAAGCCUUCAAGACCUCGGGGCACCUGCAGAAGCACCGGCUGAUUCACACCAGGGACAGCGCGGCCGGGGGGAGGAGGCAGCGGCGGAAAAGGGAGGCGGGGCCGGGAGCGGAGUGA
This is a messenger RNA of Emys orbicularis (European pond turtle), 903 nucleotides long. RefSeq names its product zinc finger protein 239-like. Bases 1 to 903 code for a protein of 300 amino acids. The transcript has a single exon. Gene Ontology annotation, cellular component: nucleus. Gene Ontology annotation, molecular function: DNA-binding transcription factor activity, RNA polymerase II-specific; RNA polymerase II cis-regulatory region sequence-specific DNA binding. The record is from RefSeq and is a predicted model, not a curated record. NCBI's taxonomy places the organism in Eukaryota, Metazoa, Chordata, Testudines, Emydidae. Gene Ontology annotation, biological process: regulation of transcription by RNA polymerase II.